GGAGAGAGAGAGAGAGAGAGAGAGAGAGAGAGAGAGAGAGAGAGAGAGAGAGAGAGAGAGAGAGAGAGAGAGAGAGAGAGAGAGAGAGAGAGAGCGAGAGAGAGGGACUGAGCGUCACCGAGCGAGGGAAGGGAGCGGGCGAGCGGAGGAAAGAGCGUUCCAGCGACGAAACGCACAGUUGCUCGCAGGAGAGCGGAGAGGCUGCACGGUUCUUCGCUCCCGCUCCGCUUGACGCACGCACACCGACGCUGCCUCUUUUGGGAAACCUCGUGUGGUCCUCGCCGCAAUCCCGGGUUGUUCUCGGGACUGUUUGAUAAGAGGAAACUACAUGGCACUGCUUUUAAAUUCCUGAAUCACGUGCGCUUUUGCCAAAUAAAUGCACUUGGAAAGUGAACCAGUGUAAACGCAUUGGGAAUAUUGUAGCGACCCGGAGAGAGGAAGGUUUCCUUGACUUUUUUUUCUAGAUUUUGUCAAACUUAAUGGUUUUCGGCCGAUAUUUCUUCAUGGUUUCAACCUAUGAUUUACGCUUUAUUUUUAAUUUCUUAUUUCGCCAGCUGAUCGGGUUCAAAACCUCCCUGCGCCUUUAGACUGACUGUGGGACUUUGCGCACCGAAAUGGGUUUCGCGUCUAAAAAAAUGCGUUUGUACAUCAACCUGCGCUAAUUUCUGGCGCAAUCGCGCAGACUGAGCGGGGUUUCCACGAGAGAAGAAGCGGUGUCACACUCCGACACAGUGCACCAGAACAGUAAGCAGCGUGAUUUUGUCGGACAGCCCGGCGAACGCACCUCCGCGCUCACAGUGGAUUUGGACGCGUUGCGCUUAAAAGACAGAAAACUGUGGAAAAUAAGAGUUUUGGGGACCGGAGCUUCGUCUCAAAUAGACUUUCAAACGGAGUGGAGCAGGUGAUCUUUCUCCACACUCGAAGGGGAAAGAUGGACUUAUUCAUAUGGCUCUGUGGAUGUUUACUGGCUUUUCUUUUGCCCAUCGUGGCCGAAGCAGAGGAAGGAGCGUCUGAGACAUGUGGCGGCUACCUGGAUGCUAGCGACGCCGGCUACAUCACCACCCCCGGCUACCCGCUGGAGUACCCGCCGCACCAGAACUGCCACUGGGUCAUCACGGCGCCGGAGCCCUCGCAGCGCAUCGUCCUCAACUUCAACCCGCACUUCGAGAUCGAGAAGCUGGACUGCAGGUACGAUUACGUAGAGAUCCACGAUGGAAACUCUGAGACGGCCGACAUACUGGGGAAGCACUGCAGCAACAUCGCCCCCGCGCCAAUUAUAUCGUCAGGCCCUUCGCUCCACAUCAAGUUCGUGUCCGACUACGCCCACCAGGGGGCGGGCUUCUCUCUGCGCUACGAAAUCUUCAAAACUGGUUCUGAUUGUUCCCGUAACUUCACCAGUCCCUCGGGUCUCAUCGAGUCUCCGGGUUUCCCCGACAAAUACCCCCACAACCUAGAGUGCUCCUUCAUCAUCGUCGUCCCGCCGAGCAUGGACGUCACCCUCACCUUCCUCACGUUCGACCUUGAGAACGACCCCCUGCCGGGCGGAGAGGGCGACUGCAAGUACGACUGGCUGGAAGUGUGGGACGGGCUCCCGGGAGUGGGGCCCCUGAUUGGUCGAUACUGUGGGACCAGAGUGCCUCCCGAGAUCCAGUCAUCCACCGGGAUCCUGUCUCUGGCCUUCCACACCGACAUGGCUGUAGCCAAAGAUGGCUUCUCGGCACGCUACAACAUGACGCACAAGGAAGCCAGCGAAACCUUCCACUGCAGCAGCGCCUUUGGGAUGGAGUCGGGCAAGAUCACGGACGACCAGAUCACGGCGUCGUCGUCCUUUUACGACGGACACUGGAUGCCACGACAGGCCCGGCUCAACUACAACGACAACGCGUGGACCCCGACCGAUGACAGCAACAGGGAGUACAUACAGGUGGACCUCCACACCCUGAAGGUGCUCACGGGCGUCGCCACGCAGGGCGCCGUUUCCAAGGAGACUCAGAAAACCUACUACGUCACCACCUUCAAACUGGAGGUCAGCACCAACGGAGAGGACUGGAUGGUCUACAGACACGGCAAGAACCACAAGGUUUUCCACGCCAACACUGAUCCCUCCGAGGUGGUUCUCAAUCGGAUCCCGCAGCCGGUUCUGGCCCGCUUCGUCCGACUGAGGCCCCAGACGUGGAAGAACGGCAUCGCCCUGCGGUUCGAGCUGUACGGCUGUCAGAUCACAGACGCUCCCUGCUCCGAGCUGCAGGGCAUGUUGUCUGGACUGCUGCCGGACUCCCAGAUCUCCGCGUCCUCCAUGAGGGACAUCCACGGCUCCAUGGGGGCGUCCCGGCUGGUGGCCAGUCGCUCGGGCUGGUUUCCCAACCCGACACAGCCCAUCGUUGGAGAGGAGUGGCUGCAGGUGGACCUCGGCGUGCCCAAGACAGUGCGUGGCAUCAUUACCCAGGGUGCAAGAGGGCUGGAGGGAAGCACCAGCGCGGAGAACCGAGCGUUCGUCAGGAAGUACAAACUGGCCCACAGCCUGACGGGCAAAGACUGGACCUACAUGACUGACAGCAAGACCGGCUUCGCCAAGAUCUUCGAGGGCAACAGCCACUACGACACCCCGGAGCUGCGGAGGUUUGAUGAAAUCGUGGCCCAGUUCAUCAGAGUCUUUCCGGAGCGGUGGUCCCCCGCUGGGAUCGGCAUGAGGAUGGAGGUCCUCGGCUGCGACCUGCCAGAGACCUCCACCAUAGCUGACACGGUGACGCCCACGCUGCCCAGAGUAGAGCAGACCACCGCUGCACUGAGACCCGCCACCACGCCGUCCCUGUCCGCCGUGUGUGACUUCGAGCAGAGCCUGUGCGGCUGGUCGGCCGAUCCCCAGUCGGGCGUGAGCUGGUCCCUGCACGCGGCCAGUUCGGCCGGACAGGGGGCGCGACAGGACCUGGUGCUGGGAUCAGACAGUCUGUCAGGGAACUACCUCCACGUGGAUGCGGGCGGCCACACCCAGCGCAAGCGCGCCCGCCUCCUGAGCCCCGAGGUGGGACCGGAGCAAGGCCCGCUGUGCCUCGUCUUCUACUACCAGAUUCAGGGGGAGGCGCUGGGCAGCCUGCGAGUCCUGCUGAGGGACUACGAACAGGAGGAGACGCUGCUGUGGGCGCUGAAGGGAGACCAGGGGCCCCACUGGAGGGAGGGCCGCACCAUACUGCCACAGAGCCCCAAGGAGUACCAGGUCGUGUUUGAAGGGUUUUUUGAGCACCCGACCAGGGGCCACGUCAGAAUAGACAACAUCCACAUGAGCAGCAGCCUGCAGCUGGAGCAGUGCACGCAGCCUUUACCCGCCUUAACUCCUGGGAUAAUCAGGGGUGCCGUGUCUGGAAGGAAGCCCACAGUAGACACAGUGGUGGCAGAGCCCGUCCCUGCCUACUGGUACUAUAUGUUGGCGGGAGGCGGCGCCCUCUUGCUGCUGGCCAUUGUGACAGUGGCGGUGGUACUGUGCUGCCACCGGUACCACUGGGCCACCAAGAAGACCAGCAGUGCCCACCACCACUCGGUGCUGUACCACAACAGUCAACACCCGAAUCUGCAAGUCCACCAGAACUGCUACCAGAACCAAAACCUCAGCUAUAAUCUGAUACACAGCCCCAAUCAGAAGCACCUGUACCCAGGUGGCGGGACGAGCCUCGAACCCAUGCUCACCGUCAAACUGGAGAAAGAUGACAGCUUUGAUUGUCAGUGUUGAACCAGCUGGACUGACACAGCUCCGUUACAAUGAUCUGCGCUGAGGAGAUGCUGAACCUCUGGUUGCUUCUGAUUGAUCUGAGUGGCCAGGGUGGACUUUUUCUAACCUUCCUUGUUGGCUGGAACUGGUGAAAGUACAUCUACGGCUAAUGGUUACUAGCCUCCUUCACUGGGAAAGCAGAAGGGGGAAGUCUGACAGCUGAACAGAAUGUUACAGUGGAGUUGCUUUAUGGUUUUUGGAAAAGGGGAUGUUGAAUUUUCCAUCUGCGUCAAAACCUAAAAUAAGAUUAUUAUGACGUGACUGACAACAAAGUCACAGAUAUACUGAGAAAUUGACUGUGGACGUGACAUAUGUACGUUGUAUAGUCUGCCCUGCACUGAUCUGCAGCCUGGACACUGCCUGCCUCCAAAUGCCCUGUCUGACAGUGAAGGGAUUUACACACAGAUCGAGGGGAAACACACUGUGACUGUGCGCUGCAUAGAGAGAGACAGAGAGAGAGAGAGAGAGAGAGAGAGAGAGGAAGUUAUUUGUUUGGGCCUGAAUGAAGCUGCAGUGUGUUUGUCCACCAGCCUUUGAGUGACACACACAGAUUAGGAACGCAGAAGCAGAGGUGAGGGGAGAAUUAGUGCUGCCCAUUCAGCCCACGGCUGAUAGACAGCUGCACACGUGGGCCGUGUAGCCUCUAGAAUCAAACUUGUGCUUUUCCUCAGUCCAGUGACCUACAUGUCACGCAUACCUGCUGCACACACACACACACACACACACACACACACACACACACACACACACACACACACACACACGCAUGCACACACACACACGCACAAUUAUACACACUCCCACACACAUGCACGGACACUUCAAGACUUUCAAAGCCUCAUAUAGUUUUGGUUACUUACCUAAAUAUACUAUAUACUGCUGGGUUGUUUCCAUGCGCUUCAAGAGGUUAAAUAAGAGUACGGACUCUAUAGUUUGCUGCCUGUGUCUGUUAAUGUUCAAAUGAAACAUCUUUCAUUUUCCUGCAUACAGGGCUGGGUGAAUGUAACCAAUUAAAAACCCAUAAUUGUAUGUAUUAUGAAUGUGAAUGAGCACAGGUGUGUGUUAUUGAGGAUUACGUUCAAAAACCCACUGGCCUGAAUGACGUGAGACCAAACGUCACGGAGCGAGUCUUACUUUGUUAUUUCAUUCACUGAUGUGUUUGUGUGCAGCGCUGCUUUUUUGAUGACCUGUUUAAAUGUGUACAUACUGUAUCGAGUUUUAAGUGAAGCGCAUUCUGAUGAGUUGCGCUACACUUUAUUUUGAAAUCUUGAGAGCUCUUCAUUUAUUGUUCAUUUGCUGGAUGUUGAUUUCUUAAAUUUGACUGUGAAGAGUUUAGCCGAUGUUUUGAUUAUGAAUUAAUUACCAGGUUUUUCCUUUGUUGUUCAAUAGAACUACAUGUGUUUCUUGUGUACAAUAGUCAUACAAUGUUUAUUUUUAUACUUAUUAACCAUAUUGAUUGGAGAUCUUAACUUUUGUUGAGUCAUGUUGGAGUGAACAAGAAACGUGCAUCUUUCAACUUAAGCAUUUCAUUUUAUCUAAAUUAGGACAAAAAGUGAAACAAUCAUGUGUUUGAUUAUUAUGCUGUAAAACUGUAAUUAUUCACACACUGUACAUGUGUACGUACCAUUGACAUAGUUACUUUUUCUUGUGCUCCCACUCAUUCUGUUCAUGUCCAAAUCCUCCAGCUCCCUUUUCUUAUAUCAAAAUCUGCCUGUUCCCCUCCUCAAACAGUAAAUCCUCCCAGUAAAAACACAGGAGAGAAAAUGGUGGAGGGCAAAAUCUCUCAGAGGAGAAGGGCCCAUUACACGAGCCCCUUUUCCCUCCUUAGAACGUGCCCAGGGAUGGAGGGAGAUGAAAGAAGUUAAAAAAAAAAACUCCUCUGGAUUCUUUCUAAAGAUAGAUUUUUUUUUCUGAGAGGAAGGCUAAGAGGGAGGCAGGUUGGAGUUUGUAUUGAAGGAGGGAGAGAAUUGAAGGAGGAGGGCAGGUUGUUUCAAACACAACAGCAGAUGAAAGAGGCCUUUUGGUGGAAUAGACUGUGUGACGGAGAUGCACUGCACACAAACCGGCGUUGGAUGGAAAAAAGACACCCCGAUUUCGAAGGCGCUAUCACAUUCAGGGCUUUAAAUCAUCUUCACGCCCCCCGUUUUGACUUGUUCUCACCAUAUUGCGACUCGUAAACUACGCUUUCUGCUUUAGUCAACAAGUAUCAUUUUGUGCAUGCAUAUCCAUUUUCCCGCCUCCCAGAGCCCCUCCUCCGUCCGCUCCAAUCGACUCGUGAGUGAUUUACACAUCAUACGACUCUGCGCUGUAACCUAAUCAAUGUGGGGCUGAAAUUCUAAUGGAGAAAUGAUGCACGGCUGUAUUUAUGUUGUGCUACCCUUGCAUUUUUGUCUUUCUCUCUCUCUCUGUCAAACUUUUUGCAAGAUUUGGAAAAUGUGCUGGCAUCUCUUCCUGCGGCACUUUCAAAUCAGCCUCCCCUCACUUCCCUCUCUGUUCUCCAUCACAGACUACUUUGAAGCCCUUUAAUAUUUCUAAUUAGUUAAUGGAGCUGAUUGAAUUCAUAAAGCCCUGCAGUAAGCACUUUUAACCCUCAAGCCAACCCCCCCCCCCCCCCCCCCCCUUUCCAUCUCUCCCUCUCAUUCCUGGAGAAAUAUUAUGAGUGAAUGCGCUCUAACAGGUCCUCCGGCCCCCACUGGAACAGCAUAUGGUGCCAAAGAGCCGUCCAUGCCUUGCCUGAAUAAAAAAGCCCCCUUUUCUUAAUUCUUCCCUUUACUAAUUGGAGAGCGGAGAUAAAAUGGGGCUAGAGGGAGUUUUAAUCUUCUUUCAGAUCCGCGUGAUGAUUCUUUCCCGGAUCCCAGCCCGAGGGCUUUAAGCCAGGAUCAUUAGGAAGUGCUCAGCAGUCGUCCAAAGAGUGUCCGAGCGGCUCUCGUGUUUUGUCAGGGCAGGAUUUCUGUGCGGCGUCGUUUUCUGUCUCUCGGGUGAUGAUUUAAUUUUUGGUCAAGUGAGAAACAAGAACUCAGAAGCAGAAAGCAAGUCUGAUUAGAAGCCUUAACGUGCACUGCAGCUGAUUUAAGUGUUACUGGGGUCAACUGUGUUCCGUGUUUUACUUAUAACUAAUGCCCGUUCAGUAACUGCAUCUCCUUUGCACUGAACAUAACAUGGUCUUAAUCUGCAGGCAGCUGAAGGCUAACACGCGUUGGCUACUUUUUGACCGCCUGCACCGUCCUUCCCUCCUUUUCUCUUAUUUAUUGCGUUUCAUCCUCACGUUAGGGCUGAAGUCACAAGUAGAUUAAAAAAAUGCUUCGAUUGUGCAAUUCUUGAACGAAUCAGUGACUUUGCUUGGAUUUGUUCUUCAUUCAAUUCAGAAUAUUUUUUGUGUGAAAAGAAAAAACAAUGCAGCUUGUAGUAAAACCGAGUUUGAAGUAGUGCAAUACUUGUUAAACUCUCAUUUGAGUAUUUUUUUAGCAGAGAUGCGAUGUUAUAUGACAUACAGUAGCUUCUCUUUACGCUGUCAGCGUCUCCCAUGACAUUCUGACACCAGUGCAGCCAGAAAAGGUUAAAUCCUCUCACAGACCGGGCGAUUGGACAUUGUCACAUUUUCUGCUCAUGCUACAGCUACUGUAGCAUAGCUAUUACUUCUAAUUUUGCACACUUUUCCCUUUUGUUUAUUAUCUGCUUUUGUUUUGAAGGUCAAUUUCUGUUGAUUUCAUGGAAAUGACUUGCAGUAAAUGCAUUUAAAGCUAAAGUUUGAGGCAGAGGAGUAUUGGGACUUUGUAAAGGCUUUUGUAGAAAUUAUAAUAGGGAGAUGUCACAUGUCUAAAUUGUCUCAGAUAAAUGACUCUAUCUAACUGAGGAAAUGAGGCUCUAUAUCUUUUUUUCAUAUCUACUAAAUUAGUUUUUCACCUCUUAUCUCUUCAAUAUCUAUUAUGGUUUCACUUCAUAAUGUGUUUUUGGUUACUUUGCCCCAGCAAUAAAUUGUUAUCAGCUGCCCAGAUGUCACACUGCUCCUUUUUUUUCCUCCUGGGGCAUGUAAUAUCAAUUUCCUUGAAUAAACCUGGAUUGAAGAAGAUUUGAGCUUCCAAGCCCUUCAAAGCCUUGCACUCUGGCUGGCCUCAGAAAUAUUAAGUGGUAUUUUAGCUUGUUGAAUUCCAUGGUCUUGAAACAAAGAGAAAUAUAUUGUGGGGAAUGUGACGGUAAUAAAGGUGAUAUUUUUCUAUGAA
This is a messenger RNA of Betta splendens (Siamese fighting fish), 7983 nucleotides long. Its product is annotated as neuropilin-2-like. Lineage: Eukaryota; Metazoa; Chordata; Actinopteri; Anabantiformes; Osphronemidae. Gene Ontology annotation, biological process: angiogenesis; axon guidance; vascular endothelial growth factor signaling pathway. Bases 932 to 3724 code for a protein of 930 amino acids. The record is from RefSeq and is a predicted model, not a curated record. Gene Ontology annotation, cellular component: membrane. Gene Ontology annotation, molecular function: semaphorin receptor activity; vascular endothelial growth factor receptor activity. The transcript has 17 exons.